GACCCUGGCUCAGCGGAGCGGUUCGUUUCGCGUGUCUUCGCAGAACAGCGUGCGUUCAAGAUUGCCCUUGUUGGUGCGGAGACAGGCCAGGCCCUUGACCCCUCAGGCAUGCUGGCGCGAAUUCAGGAGGACCUCUUUGCGCGAGUCCGCAAUGACUUCCCUUUUGACGAGGGCGCUGCUAUCGCGCAGCGGGAUCUGGUCACGUCCAUCCGGGCUGCUGGGGGCGGCCCGGAAUUAGUGUCGCCGCUUGGCGCGCAGGAGCCGUUGUACACUAUACGCGAGGUGGAUGACAUGCUUGAUGCUCUUAAGCCGACGUCGGCUGCUUUGAAGGGGUGUUACGCGUCCCUGAAGUCAUCUGUGCCAAUGGGCCGGCGGCUUACAAGGGCAGUGGCGAAUAUCUCUCGGCACUGCGGUCUCACCAGCAAUCUGUGGUCGGCCCGUCAGAUCUCACCCCUGCAUAAGUCGGGGCCCCGCGUGGUGCGUCAACUCAACUGCCUGCGGCCCAUCUCCAUCUCCACCGUGAUGGCAUCGGUGGUGGAUGGCCUUUGGACCUCCCGGAAUAGGCGUCGGCUUGAGGCAUAUUGUGGGGUGGCCCAGCAGGGUGGGGUAGGUGAUCCGUUGGUUCUCCUAAUUGCCCUCCUCCUCCAUGCCCAGUGCCGAAUGGCCCAGGGCCUGCCGAUUUAUUGGGCGGUCACUGACCUGCAGUGGGCCUUCGAUGUGGCGUCCCACCUGGCCAUGCUCAUCAACGCCCACUCGGCGGGAGUACGAGGUGCCGACUGGUUGCUUCUAGAUGACUUCAUUGCCUCCGACUGCCAAUUCGUGGCUUUGCAGGGCCUCGCGUCGUCGUCUUUUGAACUCGGGGGCGGCGCUGCCCAAGGUCGGCGGUUUAGCGUUCCAGUUUUCAACGCUCAGCUGACAUGGCUCUACCACGAGCGCCCCGCGGAGUUCCUGAACCUUGAUUUUGGCCCGCCCACGUGGCAAAUGGGGGUGGUGUGGGGUGGCAAGGUGAAGUCAGCCACCCGGCACGGGCUCAUAGUGAGUCGCAGUGAGCGGCCAGGUGUCGAGCGCCUCGUGGUUACGGCCGCAGUGGUUUGGUGGCAGUGCCACCAGGUGUGGAAACGCUUUGACGUGAGGCUGGCAGACCUGACCACGGGGGCCACGAUGCCUCCCUCGGAGAUGUUUGAGGCCGUCCAACGCGAUCUUGUCGCGCGCGAUAGGGGCGAUUUUGAGCAGGACCCGGAGGCCGCGGAGGCCAUGGAGAGACAGGCCCCUGCAGGGAUGCGCCUGACUACGGGCCUGAUGGACCUGGCGCGAGCCACCUGUGUGACUGCGAGAAUCUGGUCGCUGCGGCAGAUCACGCCUCUUCGCAAGAGUGGCCCAGCCACCGUGCGUGACGUGUCCGCCUUGCGGCCGGCAUCAAUCGCCACGGAUAUGGCGUCUGUUCAGGACGCUUUCUGGGUUACUCGGAACAGCGGUCUGCUAGACGCCCUUACUAUUGUCGUGGGCUCGGUCCUGCAAGCCCAGCUGCGCCACGCGCAGGGCCUCCACACCUGGUGUGCCCUCGCGGACGGGAAGUGGGCUUUUGAUGUGGCGUCGCGCCAUGCCAUGCUGUUAGGUGUCUUCCAGGCCGGCGUGCGUGGGCCGGAUUGGCUAAUCCUAGACGACGUACUGGCGCAGGAUCACCAGUGCCUGUGCGUGCAUGGGCUGCUCAGCCUGGUCUUUAUGCUGCUGCGUGGCACUGCCCAGGGCAGGCGUUUUUCCGUGCAUGUUUUCAACGCCCAGCUCCGCGGGCUCGCGGAUGACAUAGCGGACGUGCUCCCACAGGGCUGUAGCACGAUCGUUCCGCCAUUCGCCCGGGCAGCUAUGCUCGACGCGGUGGAAGACGCGCCGCAAGUGCACUGCGUCGCCCCGCCGCGGGGGGAGCUCCAGCUCGACGGUGUCGUGAGGGAGGCGUCGCGUCUGGCAGCGGCGGUAUUGACGCCAUGGCCGCAGGCGGGGCACUUCCUAAGCGGGGCCCUGAGUGAGCUGUCGUCGCUGGCCGAUCGCAUUGACGUGGUGGAGCGGGCCCCAGUUGUGCUCACUACGCGUCUCCUAGGCGUCCUAGUGGACGCUGGCCUCACCUUUCAGCCGCUGCUCCAGGAGACACUUGCGAGAGGCAGGAGCCUUUUUGAAGAUUUACUGCAGGCGGCCGAGUGCGGUGGCUUCUCUGUCCCGGUCACCGCAGCGCAAGUCCCCCCGCGCGUGGAGUCGGUUAUCCUUUACGCCUCUCCACUUCUGGCUCUAGCCGCAGGGGCUGAAGCAGCGCUGAACCGCCUCCAGGUUGAGUGGGGCUGCAAGCUCCUCGGCUGCCACACGGGCCCGCCUGUCCGUCACAGUGUGGUAGUGGCCCACUGCGGUUGGCCGCUGAAGCUGGGCACGAAGUUUUUGGAGCGCGCCUUGAUGACGCAAGCCAGGCUCGCCGUUCUUCCGUUGGACCACCCGGCGUCCCGGGCCUGGCAGUCUUCACGGAACACGCACGUCCCAUCCUGGGGCACCGCAGUGACUGCACUAGCAGGGCGCCUUCCGUCGCCGCCGUUGAUGUUGGAUAGACACCCGGCUUGUGUCGGGGAGCAGCUGGAGGCUGCGAGAUGUCAUCCCGAGCGGCGGAGAGCCCUCUUGGGGUGGUAUCGCUGGCAGGUCGUCCGCCCGGCGUUGCUCGAGUACGACCAGCAAGCGUUCAGAAAGGACUUGCUGGCAAGAGACGGCCCGCGCAUCCAAGACGUUGCCCCAGAAUUGGCCCUGCAGGCGUGUCGCACGAUGAGUACUCUGCGGGACGAGGCCGCAAGGGCCAAGCACCGCCCGGUCGGGCGGGGAGGGCAGCUGGAGGUGUUGCAGAUGUGGGGGCGCGAUGGGGUGUGA
Prorocentrum cordatum is the source of this 2898-nucleotide messenger RNA. Lineage: Eukaryota; Dinophyceae; Prorocentrales; Prorocentraceae. The record is from the annotation of a GenBank genome assembly.